AUGUCCUCUCUCAUCAGAAGAUACUCGACAGUGUCAAAUCGUCUCAAGGAGUCCUUGCACAACCAAGCUCUACUUAAGACCGCCGCAUAUAUCAAUGGCCAAUGGGUAGAUGCUAAAUCAACCUUUCCAGUGUACGAUCCAGGCUUUUAUCCCAAGCCAGAGGCCAAAAUCGCUGAAGUAGGCUCGUAUACGCCCGAAGAUUUUGACAAUGCUGUAGAAGCUGCCAAUGACGCUUUCAAGCUGUUCAAGAAAACCACGGGCCGGCAAAGAGCGGAAUUGCUUAUGAAAAUGUACACCUUGAUGAAAGAGAACCAAGAUGACUUGGCCAAGAUGAUUGUGUUUGAGAAUGGAAAACCAUACAAUGAUGCUUUUGGUGAAAUCAACUACGCGGCGUCAUUCUUCCAGUGGUUUAGUGAGGAGGCUGCGCAUGUCACUGGAGAUAUCAUUUCUUCUGCCAACUCUCAGAAUCGGAUCUUAUCGAUUCGUCAACCUAUUGGAGUAUGUGGAAUUUUGACACCAUGGAACUUCCCUGCUGCAAUGAUCACGAGAAAAUUGGCUGCAGCCACCUCCGUGGGAUGUACCACCGUUAUUAAGCCAGCGUCCGAGACUCCAUUGACUGCGCUUGCAUUGGCGCAAUUGGCCGAGGAGGCUGGCUUCCCUAAAGGUGUGGUCAAUGUAAUACCCUCUGAAAACAGCUCCGAGGUGGGUAAGGCCUUGUGUGAGCAUCCAAUAGUCAAGAAGGUGUCGUUUACUGGAUCUACGAAUGUGGGUAAGAUUUUGAUGAAGCAAUCGGCAUCCACAUUGAAGAAGUUAUCGUUUGAGCUUGGUGGAAAUGCCCCCUUUAUUGUGUUUGAGGAUGUCGACGUGGAUAACGCCGUUGAUGGUAUUAUCGCUUCCAAAUUCCGUAGUAGUGGUCAGACAUGUAUCUGCGCCAACCGAAUCUUUGUUCAUGAGAGCAUUUACGACGAAGUUGCCAGCAAGUUGGUUGCCAAAGUCAAGGAAACCACCGUGUUGGGCCAUGGUCUCGAUAAGGCUACCACACAUGGUCCGGUGAUCCAUGAGCGCUCAUUGGCUAAAGUUAAAGAGCAUGUCAAAGAUGCUACUUCUAAAGGUGCAGAAUUGCUUCUUGGAGGCCAAGUUAGACCCGAGUUGGGCGACUACUUCCACGACUUGACCAUCUUAGGCAAUGUAACUCCAGAAAUGGAUAUCUUCCACGAGGAGACAUUUGGUCCUGUGUGUCCAUUGAUCAAGUUCUCUAGUGAUGAGGAGGUGUUGAAGUUGGCCAAUAAUACCGAUGUGGGCUUGGCCGGCUACUUCUACACAAAGGACGUUUCACGAGUGUUUUCUGUGGCCGAGCAAUUGGAAGUGGGCAUGAUCGGUGUGAAUACUGGAGCCAUCUCGGAGGCUGCGCUUCCAUUUGGAGGUGUGAAGGAGUCUGGAUUUGGAAGGGAGGGCUCUAAAUUCGGAGUCGACGACUACACUGUCGUUAAGUCGUUGGUGGUCGGUGGUAUUGCUUAG
Sungouiella intermedia is the source of this 1518-nucleotide messenger RNA. NCBI's taxonomy places the organism in Eukaryota, Fungi, Ascomycota, Pichiomycetes, Serinales, Metschnikowiaceae. The record is from the annotation of a GenBank genome assembly.